Molecule: messenger RNA, 1865 nt
Organism: Marmota monax (woodchuck)
Lineage: Eukaryota; Metazoa; Chordata; Mammalia; Rodentia; Sciuridae
Product: zinc finger protein OZF-like
Exons: 1
Coding region: 107-1702 (531 amino acids)
Biological process (GO): negative regulation of transcription by RNA polymerase II
Molecular function (GO): DNA-binding transcription repressor activity, RNA polymerase II-specific
Source: RefSeq, a predicted model, not a curated record
UCACUCUGGAAUCAAAUUCUACAAGCAUGAGGACUGUGAAGAGAAGCCAUGUGAAUUUAAACAGUACAGGCAAUCUCUGGUUUCUCUUGAAAGUGUUCAGAGACAAAUGUUAAUACAAUCUGCAGAUGAACCUCAUGAAAGUACACUAUGUGAGAAAGUCAUCAGUUGUCCCAGUGACAUUCAAAGACAUGAAAAAACUCAUGGAUGGCAACCCCAUGAAGGUCAAAAAUGUUGUGAAGCCUUUUCUUCUCUCCCGGGUGUUCCAAGACACAUGAGAACACACAGUGGAGGCAAAUCUUUUCAAUGUGAGGUAUGUGGGAAAGCCUUUCCUUUCCUAUCUUUUUUGAGGAGACAUGAAGAGACUCAUUCUAGAAAGAAAUUCUAUGAAUAUAAACAAGGUGAUCAAAGCUUCAUUACACUCACAAGUCUUCCAACUCACACGAUAAGGCACCGUGGGAAUACACGUUUUAAAUGCAAGCUAUGUGGGAAACAAUUUGCUCAUCCCUGUUUAUUCAGAAUACACCAGAGAACACAUACUGGAGAGAAACCCUAUGAAGGUAAACGAUGUGGAAAAGCCUUUGCUAGAUCCCAUCAGCUUCAUAAACAUGGAAAAACUCACACUGGAAAGAGGCCCUAUGCAUGUAAGCAGUGUGGCAAGUCCUUCACUCAGUCCUCUUAUCUUCUAAACCAUGAAAGAACACAUAAUGGAGAUAACCCGUAUGAAUGUAAGCAGUGUGGAAAAGCCUUUGGUAGAUCCGGGGAUCUUUACAGACACGGAAGAAUUCACACUGGAGAGAAGCCCUUUGAAUGUAAUCAGUGUGGCAAAGCCUUCACUCAGUCCUCUCAUCUUCUAAACCAUAAAAGAACGCAUACUGGAGAGAAGCCCUAUGAAUGCAAACAAUGUGGAAAAGCCUUUGCUAGAUCCUGUCAAUUUCAAGUACAUGUAAGAACUCAUACAAGAGAGAAUCUCCAUGAAUGUAAGCAGUGUGGCAAAGCCUUCACUCAGUUCUCUGACCUUCAGAAACAUAGGAGAACGCAUACUGGAGAGAAGCCUUUUGAAUGUAAGCAGUGUGGCAAAGCCUUUGCUACAUCCAGUGAUCUUUACAGACACGGAAAAACUCACACUGAAGAGAAGCCCUAUGCAUGUAAUCAGUGUGGCAAAGCCUACACUAAGUCCUCUAGUCUUCUAAACCAUAAAAGAACACAUACUGGAGAGAAGACCUAUGAAUGCAAACAAUGUGGAAAAGCCUUUGCUAGAUCCUGUAAAUUUCACGUACAUGUAAAAAUUCAUACAAGAGAGAAGCUCCAUGAAUGUAAGCAGUGUGGCAAAGCCUUCACUCGGUCCUCUUACCUUCAAAAUCAUUUAAGAACACAUACUGGAGAGAGGCCCUAUGAAUGUGAGCAGUGUGGGAAAGCCUUCACUCAGUCCUCUCACCUUCAAACACAUAAAAGAACUCAUACUGGAGAGAGGCCAUAUGAAUGUAAACAAUGUGGCAAAGCCUUCACUCGGUCCUCUUACCUUCAAAAUCAUUUAAGAACACAUAGUGGAGAGAAGCCCUAUGAAUGUCAACAAUGUGGGAAAGCCUUUGCUACAUCCUCUAACCUUCACCAACAUGAAAAAUUGCAUACUGUAGAGAAGCCCUAUGAAUAUCAAAAAUGUGAAAAGGCCUUUGCUACAUCACCUCAUCUUUACACACAUUGAAGAACACAUACUGUAGAGAGGUUUGCUCAUGAAAACAAUUGGCAAAGUCUACUGUUACUACUGUUUCCCUCAUAAAUAUGUAGUAAAUUUACUGGAGAAAAAUCCUUUGAAUGUGAAAUGUGGAUAAAUCAGUAUUUCUUGCCACCUUCAAAGACAAGAAAAG